Trematosphaeria pertusa is the source of this 1131-nucleotide messenger RNA. RefSeq names its product decaprenyl-diphosphate synthase subunit 1. Bases 1 to 1131 code for a protein of 376 amino acids. Gene Ontology annotation, molecular function: prenyltransferase activity. The transcript is spliced from 2 exons. Gene Ontology annotation, biological process: isoprenoid biosynthetic process; ubiquinone biosynthetic process. The record is from RefSeq and is a predicted model, not a curated record. Gene Ontology annotation, cellular component: transferase complex. Lineage: Eukaryota; Fungi; Ascomycota; Dothideomycetes; Pleosporales; Trematosphaeriaceae.
AUGGACCCGUUUCAGACGGUUGCGAAAGAGAUGAAGUUUCUGACGAAGAACAUACGGCAGUUGCUUGGUUCAGGGCAUCCGACGCUAGAUACGGUUUCGAAGUACUACACGCAGAGCGAAGGGAAAUAUGUGCGGCCGAUGCUAGUGCUGCUCAUGAGCAGAGCAACGGCCCUUACGCCGAAGAUACCAAGGGACAGGAGUCCAUAUUCAGUCAAUCGACCUAUAACAUCACCCAGCAUACUUUCAGACGAGAACCCCUCCGCGCCAGAUGCAGAGUAUCCCAGCAUAUCUUCGACGAUCCACGACACCUCUUACCGAAACGAAGACUCCGACAUCCUUCCAUCCCAGCGAAGAUUAGCUGAGAUUACCGAGCUGAUACAUACGGCGUCGCUCCUUCAUGACGAUGUAAUAGACCACUCGAUAUCACGCCGCUCCGCGCCCUCUGCGAAUAUUGAAUUUGGCAACAAAAUGGCAGUUUUGGCAGGCGACUUCUUGCUCGGCCGUGCCUCCGUGGCGCUCGCUCGUUUACGAGACCCUGAAGUCACAGAGCUGCUCGCAACCGUUAUCGCCAACCUCGUCGAGGGUGAAUUCAUGCAGCUAAAGAACACCGCGUCGGACGAGCGCAACCCCGCUUGGACGGAGAAUACGCUGACGUACUACCUCCAAAAGACAUACCUGAAGUCGGCGUCAUUGAUCUCGAAAUCAUGCAGAGCGGCAGCGAUAUUAGGGCAGUGUACUCCGGAAGUGGUGGAGGCGGCAUAUAGCUAUGGCAAGAACCUAGGUCUUGCGUUUCAGCUGGUGGACGACAUGCUUGAUUACACUGUCAGCGGGGAAGAGCUAGGGAAGCCUGCGGGAGCGGACCUGGAGCUGGGACUGGCCACUGCACCGUUGUUGUUUGCAUGGAAGGACAACAAGAGCCUCGGAAAGCUGGUAGGGAGGAAGUUCUCUGGGGAUGGAGAUGUGCAGAGGGCACGCGAAAUCGUCUCCGAAAGCACGGGGCUUGAGCAAACGCGCGCUCUAGCACAAGAAUACGUCGACAAGGCUAUCCAAUCUAUUGCGUUCUUUCCCGAAAGCGAUGCGAAGAAAGGGCUCAUUGAAAUGUGCACCAAGGUCAUGAAGAGGCGGAAAUAG